Molecule: messenger RNA, 1300 nt
Organism: Bipolaris maydis ATCC 48331
Lineage: Eukaryota; Fungi; Ascomycota; Dothideomycetes; Pleosporales; Pleosporaceae
Biological process (GO): carbohydrate derivative metabolic process
Molecular function (GO): carbohydrate derivative binding
Source: RefSeq, a predicted model, not a curated record
GAGCGAGACUAAAAGACAGAUCGUAUAUGUGUAGACGUGUUGCAAAGAUCGCCAGCCGGUGUUGAUAUACAGCGACCCUGCGUCUGCCCCCGUCCCGCAUUCCUCACGACAUCAUGGCAGAGCCUCUCGCUGAUACCCCACCACUCUCCUCCUCUGACUCUGCCUCUCCCUCUCCCGCUUCCUCUCCCUCCCCCUCUCCCGUAUCCCUAAAGCGCAAGCGUGCCCCCUCUGACGCACAACCUCUGACCCCGCCACUGUCGGCCGACGAUCCCAAAGGAACCCAUCUUCUGUCGCGUGCCGUCCACGUUCUUUCAACCGCCGCCAGUGCCCUGUCACAAGUUACUUUCUUGUACCAGUCGGACCAUGUAGCCCGCCAUGGCCUGCUUCAGGCCGUUGAAGUCAUUACAAAGAACAGCGAGGCAGGAGGCAAACUCAUAGUUUGUGGUGUUGGGAAAAGCGGCCUUGUAGGGCGCAAAAUUGUCGCAACCAUGAAGAGCCUAGGAAUUGCGAGUUCCUUCAUGCAUGCCGCUGAGGCAUUGCAUGGAGACCUCGGCGACAUCAGGAAGAAUGAUGCCGUCAUGUUCAUCUCCUACUCUGGAAAGACUGCGGAGCUGGUCGCUCUUCUGGAUCACAUACCGUCCCACACACCCAUCCUUGCCAUUACAUCACAUACUAAGCCCUCGGAAUGUCCGCUCCUUCGAGGCAGACCACGCUCGAUACUACUGCCUGCGCCCAUCCACGAGCUAGAGGAGGUGUCCUUUGGCGUUUGUGCGCCAACCACCAGCACAACCGUGACAAUUGCGGUCGGUGACAUGCUUGCACUGACAAUCGCUGAAGCAAUGCACCAAGAGGAUACCAAGAUUGUUUUCAGACGGAAUCACCCUGGCGGUGCAAUUGGCGCAAAGACGAGGCGGAUAGAGGAGGAAACUGUUACCCAAGCCAACAAGUGCACUGGACUAGUAACGCCGCCAGCGUCAUGACUUUGCUCCAGACGGCUUUACAAUACGAACAUUGCACCAUGAGCUGAGUACUUGCAUGCAUUGUGGGCAAAUCCAGCCAAGGGCGUCAUGCAGUAAUUCGACCUCGUUCAUCAAGCAAACAUCUCACUGUUGUCUGUCUUUCCUACGCACGGAGCGACUUUCAUACCCUCUUACCAAGCAAUUGUGUAUACACGCUCCAUACAUCGCCACUUUCGCUUUGAACUCCAUCUGUCUUAGUACAAGCAGAUUGGCCAAAAGCAGCACUAUCACAGUCUCAUGAGAGUCUUGUAGAUCCUAGAAUAGGACAGUUGAUUAGUGCA